Tyto alba (common barn owl) is the source of this 1113-nucleotide messenger RNA. It is a transcript of the gene HMOX2, whose product is annotated as heme oxygenase 2. Gene Ontology annotation, molecular function: heme binding; heme oxygenase (decyclizing) activity. The record is from RefSeq and is a predicted model, not a curated record. The transcript is spliced from 5 exons. Bases 26 to 964 code for a protein of 312 amino acids. Lineage: Eukaryota; Metazoa; Chordata; Aves; Strigiformes; Tytonidae. Gene Ontology annotation, biological process: heme oxidation; response to oxidative stress; heme catabolic process.
GUCUGAUCGCCAGCACUGACCAGAAAUGCCAUCAGCUAUGGAGGGUUCAGAGGGGGGAGAAGGGGAAAUGUUGCGCUAUGAGGAAACAGAAGAUGACAAUGUCAGCCCCACCGACCUUUCAGAGCUGCUGAAGGAGGGGACUAAGGAAUCCCACGACCGUGCGGAGAACACUCAGUUUGUCAAAGACUUCCUGAAAGGACGGAUCAAGAAGGAGCUCUUCAAGCUGGCCACCGUGGCACUUUACUUCACUUACUCGGCCCUGGAAGAGGAAAUGGAUCGCAACAAGGACAACCCAGUCUUUGCUCCUCUGUAUUUCCCCCUAGAGCUUCACCGGAGAGAAGCGUUGGUCAAAGACCUGAAAUAUUUCUAUGGAGAAGACUGGAAGGAGAAGAUCCAGUGUUCAGAGGCAACUCAGCACUAUGUGGACAGAAUCCAUCAUGUGGGACAGCACGAGCCAGAGCUGCUAGUGGCUCACGCUUAUACACGCUACAUGGGGGACCUCUCAGGUGGCCAAGUGCUGAAGAAGGUAGCCCAGAGGGCCCUGAAGUUGCCCAGUACUGAGGAAGGAAUCCAAUUCUACGUGUUUGACAACGUUUCCAAUGCGCAGCAGUUCAAGCAGCUCUACAGAGCGAGGAUGAACGCUCUGGACUUGGACAAGAACACCAAGGAACGGGUUGUGGAAGAGGCCAACCAAGCCUUCAGAUUUAACAUGCAGGUGUUUGAUGAACUGGACGAGAUUGGCAGGUCGCUGACAGAAGAAGCCCAAGACGGAGGUUUCCCAGCCCACAACGGAAAAGGAGACCUGCGCAAAUGCCCUUACUAUGCAGACAAACUAGCAGGCAAGGCAGCAGCCGGCUGCCCCUGCCACGCCGCCGUGGCCCUGGCGAAGCAGCCCCUCGUGCGGCUGAUCCUGGCGGCCUGCGUGGCCGUGGCAGCGGGAGCUGCCGCCUGGUACAGCAUGUGAUGGGGAGAGCGGCGCGCGGCUCCGAGCGGCGGCAGGGGAGAGGCGCGCGCCCCCUCCUUUCUCAAACUUGUUCCCUUGCUGUUGGUGGUGAGUUGACUGUGGGGUGAAAGUUAAGAAAAUAAAGGGGAAUCCUGCGGGAUUGUCAAAGA